This is a messenger RNA of Daucus carota subsp. sativus, 995 nucleotides long. Its product is annotated as metalloendoproteinase 1-MMP. Gene Ontology annotation, molecular function: zinc ion binding; metalloendopeptidase activity. The record is from RefSeq and is a predicted model, not a curated record. Lineage: Eukaryota; Viridiplantae; Streptophyta; Magnoliopsida; Apiales; Apiaceae. Gene Ontology annotation, cellular component: extracellular matrix. The coding region runs from base 155 to 895 and encodes 246 amino acids. The transcript has 2 exons. Gene Ontology annotation, biological process: collagen catabolic process; extracellular matrix organization; proteolysis.
GCAUGUAGAUUAUAUGUUCUAAUAUGCUCACUAUUAAUGCAACAAUUUUCAUACCACAAUUAUGAAUUUGACCCAUCUACUCCAAAAUUCAUAGAUUUCAUGUUCUUGUUAUAUAUACCUGUCCUUCAAAAGAAUUUUACAGCACUCUCUUCCCAUGUUUCCAUUUAUCAUUUUCUUCUCCCUUCUCUUCCUCAUCCUCCUGCCACCAGCAAGCAUAACAGCUACACACCAUCGUCACACAUGGCGCGAUUUCAAGAGGCUACAAGACGCGGAGAAAGGCAGCCACCACAGCAGCAUUGUAGACCUGAAGCAGUACCUGCAUCAUUUCGGUUACCUUGCAUUGCAAGAGACUAAUUUCACAGAUACAUUUGAUGAUGAUUUUGAGCAGGCAAUAAAUGUUUAUCAAUCCAAACUUGGGCUCUCUGUUACAGAUGUCAAGAUAGGGUUUUAUACCGGUGAUCAUGGCGAUGGGGAGGCUUUCGAUGGUGUGCUCGGAGUUUUGGCCCAUGCAUUUUCGCCAGAAAUUGGUAAAUUUCAUCUUGAUGCUGCAGAAACGUGGGCUGUAGAUUUUGGAGCAGAGGAAUCGAGAGUGGCUAUCGAUUUGGAAUCAGUUGUGACACAUGAGAUCGGGCAUGUAUUAGGUUUAGCUCAUAGUUCUGUAAGAGAUUCAAUCAUGUACCCUAGUUUGAAACCUAGGCAUAAGAAGGUGGAUUUGAAGCUGGAUGACAUAAGGGGAGUCCAAGCACUUUAUGGUUCAAACCCGAAUUUUAAAUAUGGUCAUGAGUUGUCUGAGUCCGAUAUUUCUUCGGGGAAUGGCAACGAGUUUACGACUGCAACAUGGAAUCUGGGAACUUAUCUGUUAAUUUUGAUGAUCAUUCAUAAAUUGUGCAUGUAAUCUGAUAUAUAUUAGGCUGUUAAAUCUGUGUAUGCUAAAGGUCUUUAGAAAUAUGUGAUCGUGUAACUAUGAUUAUGUUUUAUAACACUGACAUUUAAAU